Messenger RNA from Entamoeba invadens IP1, 1761 nucleotides. RefSeq lists its product as hypothetical. The coding region runs from base 1 to 1761 and encodes 586 amino acids. Lineage: Eukaryota; Evosea; Mastigamoebida; Endamoebidae. The record is from RefSeq and is a predicted model, not a curated record. The transcript has a single exon.
AUGGUGCGGUUAGAAUGUGUCUAUUUGAUGAACAUCGCUCUGUACAUAAACUCCCCGCACACUGCAAAGAUUUUUCAUCUCGUGAACAAGACGUGUUAUUUAGCACUCCACUCUCUCCGCACCAACCCGACCUUUUUUCAGGGUUCACCAACGUACCCGCUGCUACAAUCACCACAGAUCGGCGCGGUUUGCCGCCUCAUCGAGAACAUUGAGACGCUCGAAAUGGAUUUGUACUCUUUCCGCGUAGUUGAACCAGAGGUCUUUAACAAGCCGUAUUACAAAAUUACCAUUUCGGGGUUGCUCGAGGAUGUCGACUAUAAAAACCUUCAACGUAUCGAGUCCCGAGUCAUAUGGUAUCGUGGCCCUUCUUCGGCUGUAUCCGUGAAAAUGACUUCUCUUCGGACGCUUCACCUUACCGACACAACCCAACUUCGCCGAGUUUUAUCGCUUCUUCCCUUCCUUCGGUAUGCCAGAACAAUUACUAUGACAUGUGGAGAGAAUGACGCGGAACGCGAAGUUAUCGCUUUAGUCGAAAAUUUGUGUAAAAACGUUUUAGUUAAAAUACGAAACGUUCGAAAGGAUGUGUUGGGAAAAGUUCCUGUCUGUGGGAUAGGUGUUGUAGGUAGUGGAAAAGGGGUGAUCAAUCUUCCUGAUUUUGAUAAAACAUAUCACUACAGUCUCAAGGCCUUGAAACCAACGGCUUUAAAGCGAUUGUAUCAACGGUAUUUACCAUUGCAAAUAGCGUUUGAAGCCAGUGAAAAAGAACAAGAGAUUGAAAAGGAAAUAGACUCGGAUUUGAGUCAAAUGACAACUCUCAAAUCACUCCAACUUAAAUCGGUGAAUGGGACGCUUCACGUUCCAAGUUCGUUGGAGUGCAUCACCGUGCGGUCGUCGAAUGUGAUUUUGGAUGGGCUCCAGGAGUGCUACUUAAGUCGUCUCGUUCUGGAAAAGUCGAUCACGCCCUUUCCGUUUAAUUUAAAAUUAACUAUUAAGGAGCUAAGGAUUAAUGACAUCCACUUGACAACAAUCUCAAACUUUUCAGAUCUUCAACUUGUCAAUCUCGCACUUAUCAACUGCAAAUCUCAGAACGUCAUUUCACUCCCAUCUACACUGAGAACACUCGAACUCGAAAAUUGCACAUUCCCAGUCAAUAUCAACGACGAGGUCCUAUCUCUGUCCCUCGAUACUUACACGGCUUCAUCACAUUUUACGUUUCCAAGAGCUUUAACCCGACUUGAAAUUGGAAACUCGGACGCUGUGCCAGAAACCCAAAGAUGCAACGUGAUGGAUCUCAAAUUGUUCGAGUGCGAGAACUUUAAAAUGCAGUCGGUGCCUCUCUCCGUUAAGUACUUCGGCCUCUUCGACUCGAUCAACUCGCCGAAGAAAAUCGACAUGUCGGACCACUUUUUUGCAAAUGUGACACUCUCAUUGUGCCCUAAAAUCCAAAACUUGAUUCCACCCUAUUGUGUGACAGAGUUACACAUUGAGUCUUGUCAUGCACUGACUUUCAUCGAUUUUAAAGUGGCCGGACAACUCGAACUGCUCUUUUUAAAUGACUUGAGAGAGUUGAAGAGAGUCGAGGGAAUCCCCAAAACGCUGCGGUUCAUCAAAAUUAAUCGGUGUCACUCGUUGACGGAAAUAGUCGGAAUAGACACCCUCAAAGAGUUGCCAGUGUUCAUGAAAGAGGAGUGCGGACGAGUCGUACAGUCGAAUUUGGACAAGGACGGACAGUCGUUUUCUUCGUCGACGUCUGAAAUGUAA